UGACGCUGGCUCUACCGACGGCGGCGACGAUGGACGUCUAUGGCGGGCCGGAGGCGUGGAUCAUGACACGGGCUGCCGAGUUCCCCGUUCUGAUUGCUGGCUACUCGUUCUGUGGGUACACCCUGCGGGCACUGCGCCUGGUGACCGCCACCGCCGCCGCCGAUUGUCUCCCGGCCUUCCUUGCCCUGGAUCCGGCAAGUGGAAGCGGGACGGCGCAGGUUCUGGAGCAGGCCCUGGCGGCGGCGGAUGCUGUGCAGGAUGGGAUCGAGCCCAUGGUCCCGUUCGUCUUUAUCGGUGGCAAGUACAUCGGCGGCGCCCACGAGAUCCUCGCCAUGCACGCCCGUCGUGAGCUGGCGCCCGCGCUCGCAGCCGCCUGCACGCCUUCCCACGACGAGCUGUGACUCAUCGUCGCCGGCUCAUUCUGCCAAGCAACAAAUGGCAGCAGACGCCAAGCUUCUGCCCUGUGUCACGGACAGCAUGGCGAGGGCGACGAUCGAUGGCGCGAUUGAUGGUCACGGAUGCGGCGGAGGCGCGCUGUGGACAGGGACGUGGCCCGUUGCAGAUGGCAGGAUAGACGGACGCGGCGGGAGGGGAAGAACGACCUCCUCGGGGCCUGUGAUGUCCGCGAUGUUGCGCAGGGAGUGAGUGGCGGCGAAGGAGAAGGGUUGGGGGGAGGGAGGG
Messenger RNA from Thecamonas trahens ATCC 50062, 681 nucleotides. RefSeq lists its product as uncharacterized. Lineage: Eukaryota; Apusomonadida; Apusomonadidae. The record is from RefSeq and is a predicted model, not a curated record. The transcript has a single exon. Bases 247 to 645 code for a protein of 132 amino acids.